AUGGACCUCACUUGUGACAAAAUGUGCUCCAUGGUCAAAAAAUGGCAGACCAUGAUUGAAGCUCAUGUUGAUGUCAAGACUACAGAUGAUUAUUUGCUUCAUCUGUUCUGUGUUGGCUUCACUAAGAAGCGUAACAAUAAGAUACGGAAGACCUCUUAUGCCCAGCAUCAGCAAGUUCGCCAGAUUCAGAAUAAAAUGAUGGAAAUCAUAACUCGAGAGUUGCAAACAAAUGACUUAAAAGAGGUGGUCAAUAAAUUGAUUCCAGAUAGUAUUGGGAAAGAUGUAGAAAAAGCUUGCCAAUCUAUUUACCCACUCCAUGAUGUCUUUGUUAGAAAAGUAAAAAUGCUGAAGAAGCCGAAGUGUGAGUUGGGGAAACUUAGGAAGCUUCGUGGUGAAGGUAGCAGCUCUGGAAAAGCUACUGGAGAGACAGGUGCUAAAGUUGAAAGAGUUGAUGGAUAUGAACCACCAUUGCAAAAAUCUGUUUAAAAUUCAGGCUUCCAUUGGUAUCAAAUAAAAAGGUUUUAUUUGUGGUGUUAAAAAAAGAGCACAAAUUAAAAAA
Messenger RNA from Suncus etruscus (white-toothed pygmy shrew), 559 nucleotides. Its product is annotated as 40S ribosomal protein S3a-like. Gene Ontology annotation, molecular function: structural constituent of ribosome. Lineage: Eukaryota; Metazoa; Chordata; Mammalia; Eulipotyphla; Soricidae. The record is from RefSeq and is a predicted model, not a curated record. Gene Ontology annotation, cellular component: cytosol; ribosome. Gene Ontology annotation, biological process: translation.